GAAAAUUUUAAAAUAUAAUUUCAAGGUUGAAAAUCAAUCAACAGUUCCGCCAGACCACCCGUUGUAUUUUGUGAGGGAAAAUUUUCGUGAACUAAUUUUCUCUUUUUGUGACGAUGUGGAACUGACAACUGCCACACCCUCGCCCCGAAAUGAAGCUCCAUUUUCACGGCGGCUUUACUGGUGGACCUGUACCCGCCAGUUCCACCCUUCGUCACCGGCAAAAUUCGAUUUCGGAGUGUCGAUUUGUCGGAGAAAUUUCAAUAAGGAGAAAUAGCUGCGCAAGUUUUCCAAUCGGGAAGAAUUCCCGGUCAAGUUUUCCUAUUCACUGCCUCCAGGAUUCACAACAAGAUUCUGUGCGUUCUAAUGAUGUAGGCAGGAAAUCGGCCGGGCAGAUUCUCAGUACAAGACGAGCCGUGCUCGGUGUUCCAUUAAUUGCGAUUGGCGCUCAGUUUCUACAAUCAGCAGUUGUCAGAGCAGAAGAGAAGUCUUCGGAGACUGUAACUCCGGUGGUGGAGUCGGUGACAUCGCCGUCACCGUCACCUAUUGCUCCGACAGCGGAGGAGGAAGUGAUUACUUCGAGGAUUUACGAUGCGACUGUCAUUGGAGAGCCGCUAGCCGUGGGGAAGGACAAGAGUAAAGUAUGGGAGAAGAUAAUGAAUGCUCGGGUAGUCUAUUUAGGAGAAGCCGAACAAGUUCCGAUUCGAGACGAUAAGGAAUUGGAGCUUGAAAUUGUGAAAAGCUUGAAAAGAAGGUGCGGUGAAAGUGAAAGGACACUGUCUGUAGCUCUGGAAGCGUUUCCCUCUGAUUUGCAGGAGCAGCUCAACCAGUACAUUGACAAAACUAUUGAUGGAGAAACUCUGAAAUCUUACACUGCACAUUGGCCACCGCAGCGCUGGCAGGAGUAUGAGCCUCUUCUAAGUUACUGUCGUGUAAAUGGAGUUCGUCUUAUUGCUUGCGGUACACCUCUCAAGGUUUUGAGAAUCGUACAAGCAGAGGGUAUCAAGGGACUCUCCAAAGCUGAUCGGAAACUAUUUGCUCCACCUGCUGGUUCAGGUUUCAUCUCUGGAUUCACGGCCAUAUCACGUAGAACUUCAGCUGACCUGAAUUCUUCUUACCAACCUAUUCCGUUUGGUCCAAGUUCAUAUUUAUCUGCUCAAUCAAGAGUAGUUGAAGAAUAUGCUAUGUCACAAAUUAUUUUACAAGCUAUGCAGGAUGGUGGAGGAACUGGUAUGUUAGUAGUUGUGACAGGUGCGAGCCAUGUUGCAUAUGGAUCUAGAGGCACUGGCCUGCCUGCAAGAAUUUCAAGAAAGGUUCCAAAGAAAAACCAAGUAGUUGUUUUACUUGAUCCUGAAAGACAACAAAUGCGUAGAGAGGGUGAAGUGCCUGUCGCAGAUUUCUUGUGGUAUUCUGCUGCCAGACCCUGCAGCAGAAACUGUUUCGACCGUGCUGAAAUUGCUAGAGUUAUGAAUGCAGCUGGAAGGAAGCGUGACGGCCUUCCCCAGGAUAUCCAAAAAGGGUUGGAUCUGGGUGUAGUAUCACCAGAGGUGUUGCAAAACUUCUUUGAUUUGGAGCAAUAUCCUUUAAUUUCAGAACUUACACAUCGUUUCCAGGGUUUCAGGGAAAGAUUGUUGGCAGAUCCUAAGUUUUUACACAGAUUAGCAAUAGAAGAAGCCAUAUCGCUAACAACUACUCUAUUAGCACAAUAUGAGAGGCGAAAAGAGAACUUUUUCCUGGAACUUGAUUACGUUAUUACGGAUACCUUACGGGGUGCAGUUGUUGACUUUUUUACUGUCUGGCUUCCUGCACCGACCCUGGCAUUCCUUUCCACCGAUGACAUCGAUGUAUCUGGAAGCACUGAUAUUUUACAAGGUCUACUAGGGUCUAUCCCAGAUAAUGCUUUUCAAAAAAACCUUGCUGGAAAGAAUUGGAACCUCAGUCACAGGGUUGCGUCUGUUAUUUUUGGCGGCUUAAAACUUGCUAGUGUUGGCUUUAUUUCCAGCAUUGGUGCCGUGGCUUCCUCAAAUGCUUUGUUUACUAUUCGUAAAUUCCUCAAUCCAGCCUUGGCGACUAAGCAACGAAAUAAGAGAUCUCCAAUACUUAAAACUGCAGCAGUCUAUGGGUGCUUUUUGGGAACAUCAGCAAAUUUAAGAUAUCAGAUAAUUGCUGGAAUAGUGGAGCACCGGUUUUCUGAUGCAUUUUCUUCUCAAAUAUUACUUGUAAAUAUGCUCUCAUUUGUUGUUCGAACAUUAAAUUCUUACUGGGGUACUCAGCAAUGGAUCGAUCUUGCACGGUUUACAGGAUUACAAACUCGAGAAUCGCCCUCUUAUCAAGUGCAAGAAUCUCCUAAUUCUGCUGGAUUGGGAUGUCAUGUCUCUGAAGAGGCAACUCAAGCAAGCCCAGAUGAAUUCAAGAAUCAAUAAGGUGAUAUAGUCUCACAUUACCCAACCGAGAUAACUUGUAAAAUUAAAGCCGGAUGCAUAUAAUAAGAGAGACACAGCAGGGAUCAAUUUGAUUUCUCUGGGUUCAUUUUUCUCAUUCACAAUUCAGUUGUAAACUAUUCCCAUGUAGUUCAUAAAAUGCAAUUUUGGACUCA
Molecule: messenger RNA, 2593 nt
Organism: Cucumis melo (muskmelon)
Lineage: Eukaryota; Viridiplantae; Streptophyta; Magnoliopsida; Cucurbitales; Cucurbitaceae
Product: protein RETICULATA-RELATED 5, chloroplastic
Exons: 6
Coding region: 150-2420 (756 amino acids)
Source: RefSeq, a predicted model, not a curated record